AUGAUCGCCGAUAACCCCACUGCUUCCGCCGCCGCGGCGAUUGACAACCGCAACGUCCUUGCGGCCGACGAGACGACCGAUGAUGGGGCGUCGGUGAGCGGCGAGAGCUUGGCAUCGUCGACUGCGAGUGUCUCCAGCUCAGUUCUCGACUAUCGCAUUGAAAAUGGACGGACUUAUCACAAGUACAAGGAUGGAAAGUAUUUCGCGCCCAACGACGACAGAGAGAAGGACAGACUUGAUUUGAUGCACAACCAGUUCCUGCUCAGCCUCGACGAUCGGCUGGGAACCGCGCCGCCCAACCAGCCAGAUGCCGAGGUCGGCCGAGUCCUCGACGUCGGCACAGGCACGGGAAUCUGGGCCAUGGACUUUGGUGACGAACAUCCCGGGGCGGAAAUCAUUGGUGUCGACUUGUCGGCUACGCAAUCUACCUUCGUCCCGCCAAACGUUCGCUUCGAAAUCGACGAUAUCGAGGAGCCGUGGACCUUCUCGGAGCCUUUCGACUACAUCCACGUUCGGAUGAUGAAGGGCAGCAUCCGCGACUGGAAGACGUUCUUCCAGAGAUGCUUCGAUAACCUGAGCCCCGGCGGUUACAUUGAGCUCAGCGAUCUCGACAUCCUCCCGGUGGCGGACGAUGACACACUCACGGAGGACACUAGUCUCAUGAAGGCGUUCCGCUUAUUUUGUGAUGCCCUCGCCAAGAUGGGGGUUGCCUUUGAGACGGCCGACGGUUUUAAGAACAUGAUCGAGGAAGUCGGGUUCGAAGAUGUACACGUCAAGCCGUUCAAAUGGCCGACAAACGGCUGGGCGAAAGACCCAAAACAUAGGCUGCUCGGCUCGUGGAACUACGACAACUUGGCCCCUAAUCUGGACGGGCUGCUUAUGGCUCCUCUGACGCGGGCCUUCGACUGGGAAAAGGCGGAGGUUCACGUCCUUGCGAUGGAGACUCGUAAGGACCUCGGCAACAGGAACAUCCAUGCCUACUUCAAUGUGUUAGUCAACAUCCUCGCCCCCUUCUUUCCCUCUACGUCGACAGCUUUCCCCGUCCCUCUGCCCCUCUCCGAUGUGUUUCUCUGA
Molecule: messenger RNA, 1074 nt
Organism: Colletotrichum karsti
Lineage: Eukaryota; Fungi; Ascomycota; Sordariomycetes; Glomerellales; Glomerellaceae
Product: putative methyltransferase domain-containing protein
Exons: 8
Coding region: 1-1074 (357 amino acids)
Molecular function (GO): methyltransferase activity
Source: RefSeq, a predicted model, not a curated record